AUGACCUUCUACCCCAAUCAAGCUACAUCCGUGAUCGUUCCGGCCGAUUUGGAACAUAUCCACACAAGUCGCCUGUACCUACGACCGCUGACGGUGGCUGACGCCGCGGCCAUCUUUGAGAUCCGACGACGACAAGAGGUGGCGGACUGGGUCUGGCCCAAAGUCGCCCACAAAGAUAUAUCGGAGUCCGAGGCCAUCAUUACCCGAAAGACAUUCACAACACCGGAUGCAUCAGGUGCUGUUGGGCGGAGGUUCUUCUUCGCCAUUAUCCGCUCCGAGGAUUCGUCACAGACGGUUAUUGGAGCAGCGGGGAUCAAUGCUCUUAGCCCAGCCCCGUCAGUUGGGUAUAAUAUACACCCUGACUUCUGGGGUCAGGGCUAUGCCACCGAGGCAGUUGCUGGUAUUAUAGAUGCGUGGUGGAAGCUUGAUAGAAUGGUUCUUGACGGGACUGUAUCAGAGUUGGAAAAGGAGAAGCUGUUUGCGGCGUGCAAUAGAGCGAAUAUUGGCAGUGUGAAGGUGCUGCAGAAGACUGGGUUUAGUAUCUACCGCGAGCAGUCGACCGAGGGUGACGUGGUUGCACAGUUUGAGUUGGAGAAGCCCACCAGAUAG
Messenger RNA from Penicillium samsonianum, 609 nucleotides. Its product is annotated as GNAT family N-acetyltransferase. The record is from RefSeq and is a predicted model, not a curated record. The transcript has 2 exons. NCBI's taxonomy places the organism in Eukaryota, Fungi, Ascomycota, Eurotiomycetes, Eurotiales, Aspergillaceae. The coding region runs from base 1 to 609 and encodes 202 amino acids. Gene Ontology annotation, molecular function: acyltransferase activity, transferring groups other than amino-acyl groups.